Brassica napus (rape) is the source of this 1550-nucleotide messenger RNA. Its product is annotated as protein PELPK1-like. NCBI's taxonomy places the organism in Eukaryota, Viridiplantae, Streptophyta, Magnoliopsida, Brassicales, Brassicaceae. The coding region runs from base 889 to 1317 and encodes 142 amino acids. The record is from RefSeq and is a predicted model, not a curated record. The transcript has a single exon.
GUUGUUAACACGUACCAUGUCUUUGUGAUUAACAAAAAAGAAACUUAUCAUUGGAUGCAGAGUGGGAAAUUAAAAAUUGCAAAACAAGAAAUUAAAAACGGAAAGCAUGUGUUGUUGGUUGAUCCAAAAUCUGUCACGGAUAUUAAUGGCGCUGUGCAGGUACGUUGCGUUAACUAUGUACUGUUUCACUCAAUGUGAUAUAUUCACUCCUAAUUCCAUGUGUUAAUGAAGAAUACAAAUGUGUUAUAGUAUUACAAACAUGUUCCUAAUGGAUAGAAAUAGUAGUGUGAUGGAGUUUUUACCCAAAGGGUGGCUUAAGCUUGCAGGAGUUGGCCAGCUUGUGUACCAAUGGGUAGCUAAUUGGUCAAGAAUAAGACAUGAAGGCACAUGGCAUGAUCCGGUCGGGGAAACCUGUCAGUUUCUUGACAUGGGAUAAGUGAUGUAUGUCGUCGAUCUACAUGAACUCUUUGAUCGGAUACAAUGAGACUUAUUUUGGGGAGUGGGCGAGAAGCGUUUUGGUUAAGUUUUAACAAUAGAAAGAAGCAGAUCGUGGAACACAGCCACGGUUAUGUAAGACUAGAUGUAUGACAUGGAUGUUUGAUGAAAAAUAAUACAAUUAUGCAUGGUCAAAACUCAAUUUUACAUCUUAUGGAUUUGUUGAUACAAAGUAGUAUAUUCAAACCAAUAGCAACAACAUGGUAACAAUAUUACCAGUUUCCUAUUUUUAAUGAUGAAACCAUUAAAAAGAAAAAAACCAGUCAAAUGAAAUGACAUUGUACUCGUUAUCUCUUUUGAGUUUGCUCCUAUUUAACCCCCAUACCAUUAGAGAAUAAACAAUCAAACAAAACACACACAACAGUUAAUUGAAUAACUUUUGUUUCUAACACAAUGGCCUCAUCUAGAUUCUUUUUAGUAGCUGCUUCUCUUCUCAUGGCAAUCAUGUUCUCUGCCAUGAUCACUUCAAGCCGCGCCACAAAACAGCUUACCAAGAAACAAACAUUAAAACCGAAGUUUUUUGGACAGCCUUUCCCCAAACCCGGUCUUCCUCAGUUUCCAAGACCCGGCGGUUUCCCAACAAAUCCAAUGCCAUUCCCUCAAUUCCCUAAACCCGGUUUUCCUCAACUCCCAGGGCAAGGUUUCCCAAAGAACCCCAUGCCUUUCCCUCAAUUCCCAAAACCCGGUUUUCCUCAAUUCCCCGGUUUUGGUUUCCCAAAAUUCCCUCAGUUUCCAAAACCCGGUUCACCUUCUUUCCCUCCAGCAACGCCAACCAUCUCCACUCCGCCCUCUAUCCCGGUUACUCCAACUUUGAGCAAUUGAAACUUCUCCUCCAAGCUUAUAUAAUUCAAAUAUUGUAACUGUUGUAACUAUACUCUUCCUCAUGUGUGAAGGAUUCUAUCAUCAACAUAAGCUAACUGAAUAUGGAUUGGUGGCUUUAAGAUGUGAUGAGUAUUGACUGUAUCCCCUAGACUAUAUUUGCGAAGUGAUUUUGCCACAUGUUUUUUCUAUAAUCAAUUUCACAAAACAAAUAUGACAUGACUACUGAAAUUGAU